Messenger RNA from Patiria miniata (bat star), 2610 nucleotides. RefSeq names its product deleted in malignant brain tumors 1 protein-like. Gene Ontology annotation, cellular component: membrane. Gene Ontology annotation, molecular function: protein binding. Bases 88 to 2610 code for a protein of 840 amino acids. The transcript is spliced from 13 exons. The record is from RefSeq and is a predicted model, not a curated record. Lineage: Eukaryota; Metazoa; Echinodermata; Asteroidea; Valvatida; Asterinidae.
UUAGUGAAUGGCAGCACCAUCUAUGAAGGCAGAGUAGAGGUGUUUGUCAACGGUUCCUGGGGAACGGCUUGCAGCCAUUCCUGGGACAUGAACGAGGCCCAAGUCAUCUGCAGACAGCUUGGAUAUGGACCAGCCAUUAAUGCCCCGGGCUACGCUACCUAUGGCCCGGGUGUUGGUCCUAUUCACCUUGUACAUGUGCACUGCAACGGUUCGGAAAGCUCAAUACUUGACUGCACAUCUUAUUACUCUGAACACUGCUCUCACAGUGAAGAUGCCGGUGUUGAAUGCUCAGCUCCAGUUCGUCUCGUGAAUGGAAGCUCUUCUAACGAGGGUCAAGUUGAGGUCUUCUACCAAGGCGAGUGGGGUACAGUCUGCGAUGAUGGAUGGGACCUUAAUAAUGCUGAUGUCGUCUGUCGCAUGCUUGGUUACCCUUCUGCAUCCAACGCUUGGAGCGGCGCUCACUUCGGUCAAGGAUCAGGUCCGAUCAUGCUAGACAAUGUUAACUGCCAAGGAUAUGAAUCUAGCAUAGCUGAAUGCAAUCAUGCUGGCUGGUUUAGCCAUAACUGUGGGCAUAAUGAGGACGCAGGAGUUACUUGUAACAGUGACUCUACCACUGAACCACCCUACUCCGGCUGCAGUUCAUAUGAGUGGCAAUGCUACUACAACGGUCAAUGUAUUCAAGACUACCAAAGAUGCAACGGUUACACUGACUGCUACUUUGGCGAAGAUGAAUCCAACUGUUACGACUAUACCACUGAGCCAUCCAACUCCGGCUGCAGUUCAAAUGAGUGGGCAUGCUACUACUACGGUCAAUGUAUUCAAGACUACCAAAGAUGCAACACUACACUACCGAACCACUGGAUGUGUAUUUCAAACCAUUUCUUCCAUUCAUCAUGUUUUAUAGGAAACACCGUUGCUCCCACUGUAGACGUCAAUCCACCCUCCUCCGUGAUACGAUUAGUGAAUGGCAGCACCAUCUAUGAAGGCAGAGUAGAGGUGUUUGUCAACGGUUCCUGGGGAACGGCUUGCAGCCAUUCCUGGGACAUGAACGAGGCCCAAGUCAUCUGCAGACAGCUUGGAUAUGGACCAGCCAUUAAUGCCACGGGUUACGCUACCUAUGGCCCGGGUGUUGGUCCUAUUCACCUUGUACAUGUGCACUGCAACGGUUCGGAAAGCUCAAUUCUCGACUGCACAUCUGAUUACUCUGAACACUGCUCUCACAGUGAAGAUGCCGGUGUUGAAUGCUCAGCUCCAGUUCGUCUCGUGAAUGGAAGCUCUUCUAACGAGGGUCAAGUUGAGGUCUUCUACCAAGGCGAGUGGGGUACAGUCUGCGAUGAUGGAUGGGACCUUAAUAAUGCUGAUGUCGUCUGUCGCAUGCUUGGUUACCCUUCUGCAUCCAACGCUUGGAGCAGCGCUCACUUCGGUCAAGGAUCAGGUCCGAUCAUGCUAGACAAUGUUAACUGCCAAGGAUAUGAAUCUAGCAUAGCUGAAUGCAAUCAUGCUGGCUGGUUUAGCCAUAACUGUGGGCAUAAUGAGGACGCAGGUGUUACUUGUAACAGUGAUGGACAGCCAUGGAUAACUGGUGAUCCACUGACGACGACAAAUCCAGGAGAAAGAAUUGUCCUGAUUCUUAAUGGAAGUGAGACUCUCCAGAUCACAUCGCCUCUCUAUCCAAGCAACUAUCCCAACUCUGCCGACGUUACUUGGACCAUUCAAUCUUGGGUGGACCAAAAGAUUCACAUCACCUUCCACAGUUUUGAAACUGAGCGAGGCUUUGACUAUUUUCGGGCCGGUGAUGGUGACAACAAUUACUACAACGAGUUCUUCGUGUGGCACGGGACGAAAGAUCCUCCCGAUCUGAUCUCUUCUUGGAAUCAGAUGUGGUUGAGAUUCACGUCGGAUGGAAGUGCAACACGAUCUGGGUUUUUGUUAUCGGCUGUCAGCCUUCCGUCAACUGUAACUGUGGGUUGUAAUUCAAGUGAGUUUGACUGCGGACAUUCAGUCUGUAUCAAUGGCUCCUGGCGGUGCGAUUAUCAGUCGGAUUGCUACGAUGGAAGCGAUGAACUGUAUUGCGAUGGACAGCCAUGGAUAACUGGUGAUCCACUGACGACGACAAAUCCAGUGUGGCCCCGUGGCCCGGACACACUCCAAGACUUCCUCCAGUACCUCAACAAGCAACACACCAGCAUCAGCUUCACCAUGGAACAAGAACAGCACGGCACCAUUCCUUUCCUGGACGUCAAGAUCUCCAGGAAUCCGGAUGGCACCCUGGGACACAGCGUCUACAGGAAACCCACCCACACCGACCGCUAUCUCCACCAACGGUCGUUCCAUCACCCCAGCAUCAAGUCAUCGGUCAACCGCACCCUAGUACAGAGAGCCUCCGAGGUCUGCGACCAAGACAACCUCAAGCGUGAACUCAAGCACUACGCUCUCCUUCGUCAGGCUGGUUUGAUAGGUAGCGUGCCGCCUCGAUGGUGUCCAGUCCCCGCAGCGAUGGGCCACGGCACAAGUUAUCCUCCGUGGAAUACCGUCAGUGGAAUCCUCGGUGGAAUACCGCCGAUGGAAGGUGGAAGGGGUUUGUGGAAUGGGAUUGCGGAAGGGGAGUAG